UGGUAAAAAUAAAUGCAAUUGAAGUAAAAAAAAUAUUAUAAUUUCAAAAUGAAAUCUGUUGUUAACACAAUACUAUUUGAUAUAUCAAAAAACGAGAUAUUCAAAAUAAAUGAGAAUUAUAAACUACUUCAUAGAAAAUUGAAAACUACGUGGAAAGUUAUGAUUAAUCGGGAUGAACUCUCCCCAAACAUCCUUCAAGACGUCAAGAUCCUAGUAGUAGCUGGUCCUCAGAACGUGUUCACAGAUGAGGAGCUGUCCUGCUUGAAGAGUGUGGUGGACAGGGGAGAUUCGGUACUAGUCGCUAUGACUGACGGCGGCGAGGAACGGAUGAAUACGAAUAUAAACUUUUUUUUAGAGGAAUAUGGUAUUGUUGUUAAUAAUGAUUGCGUGGUACGUGCUAAAUACCACAAGUUCUACCACCCGAAGGAAUGCCACAUAUCCAAUGGUAUCUUGAACCGCGCCGUCAUGAAGCAUAUUAUGAAAAUGCCAAAUUACUCCAGUGAAUCUGAUGAUUACCUUGAGGACCCGGCGACGCCUAACUUUGUGUAUCCGUACGGCGCCACUUUGACCGUUAAGAAACCAGCGGCAGCCAUUUUAUCCAGUAGUGACGUAUGCUACCCGGUCAAGAGGCCGGUAGCAGCCAUGCAUACCUCUGAGAAAAGUGGAGGCAAAUUAUUUGUAAUUGGUUCCGGACAUUUCUUUGCCGACCAGUACCUGGAGUGUGAGUGCAACGACCUCAUCCGUGAGAUGAUAUUCAAUCAUUUGGGCGGAGUAACGGACUUACAUCUGAAUCCUAUCGAUGUGGAAGAUCCUGAUACCAAUGAAUACCGAACACUUGGUGACAUGAUGUGGCUCAGCAGCGUGCCACUGCCAGAGCCAGCGACCGCCCCUCCACCUCGGCUGGUGCCAUUACACCCCCACGCGCUAUUCACUUGGAAGUUGUUCUCUCUGAACCUCGCUCAGUUACCAGAAGUACUAGGACUGUAUGAUGCACUCGGAGUUAAACAUGAACCACUCAGAUUAAUUGCUCCGCAAUUUGAAACACCUUUCCCACCACUACAGCUCGCAGUGUUUCCACCCACUUUUCGGGAACCACCGCCACCUCCAUUGGAAUUAUUUGACCUGGAUGAAGCGUUCAGUUCUGAACGUUCCCAACUCGCUAGACUUGCAAACAAGUGCCUUCAACCAGAAACAUCCAGGAUGGGAGGAGGAGAUGGACGUCAGCUGGAAAAUGAAUUGGAAUAUUUUGUGAGGGAGUGUGGACGCGUGGUACGUCUGUCACGUGCAUCACCCCCUGAGGAUGCGCCCGCUGGGAAGAUCAUAUUGCAUCAAUUGGCCGUUCAACUCGCAACAUAUAAGAAAAUAGCUCCCCGGGAUUAAUUAAUAGAAUUAGCAGAUAUACAAACAGAAUACGUACAAAUGCCACGGGUUACAAUAGUCCUUAAAAUAGUCGACGAAAAUAAAAGACUGAGACUUCACUGAAAUAUGUCUGUUCAUCAUAAUAUACAUAGUAAUAUUAACUUUUAGUAAUUUAUAU
Achroia grisella is the source of this 1537-nucleotide messenger RNA. RefSeq names its product intraflagellar transport protein 52 homolog (gene IFT52). Gene Ontology annotation, cellular component: intraciliary transport particle B; centriole; cilium. The record is from RefSeq and is a predicted model, not a curated record. Gene Ontology annotation, biological process: intraciliary transport; cilium assembly. Bases 49 to 1380 code for a protein of 443 amino acids. NCBI's taxonomy places the organism in Eukaryota, Metazoa, Arthropoda, Insecta, Lepidoptera, Pyralidae. The transcript has 9 exons.